GUAUUUUUAGUGGAGACAGGGUUUCACCAUGUUGGCCAGGCUGGUCUGAACUCCUGACCUCGUGAGCCACCGUGUCUGGCCCUGCCAGGCCCUUUCUACAGAGGGUCUUGUGACAUAUCUCUGCAUCAAUCACUUAGGAGAGUGACUCUCCAUUUUUGCCUGCACUCUGCCUACAGGAAAAAUUGUGACUUAUCACUAAACUCAGGUAAUAUGUCUCUCCUGCCUGGGCCUGGACCACAGAGAGCAUUGUUAUCCAUUGCUGGGCUCAGCACCCAGGUGAUGUGACUCUGCUGCCUGUGUCCUGCUUUCAGGGGAAGUUUGUAACAUAUUCCUGGCUAAAUAUUCAGGUGAUGUGAUACUCCUGUCUGGUCUCUGCCCUCAGAAAAGACUGUGACAUAUUCCUGGCCCAAAACCCAUGUGAUGCGACUCCUCUCUCCCUAUUCACAGGUGGGAUUGUGAAUUAUAGCUUGGCCCAGUUCGCAGGUGCAAUUAUGACUCUUCUACCUUCGACCAGCCAGUAAGAGAUGCUGCCUCUUAUAGCUAGGCUUAGGGUUAUGAGUAUUAUCCUGGGUCUCUUUCUUGUACAAAUGUCAUAGAGAAUUACUUUUUUUUUUUUUUUUUUUUGAGACGGAGUUUUGUUCAUGUUGCCCAGGCUGGAGUGUAGUGGUGCAAUCUCGGCUCACUGCAACCUCUGCCUCCUGGGUAAUUUUUAUAUUUUUAGUAGAGAUAGGAUUUUGCCAUGUUGGCCAGGAUGCUCUUGAACUCCUGACCUUAGGUGAUCCACCCACCUCAGCCUCCCAAGGUGUUGGGAUUACAGGCAUGAGCUACCAUGCCCAGCUGAGAAUUACUUUUUUUUUUUUUUUUGAGACAGGGUUUUGCCCUUGUUGCCCAGGCUGGAGUACAAUGGAGAGAUCUUGGCUCACUGCAACCUCCGCCUCCUGGGUUCAAGCGAUUCUCCUGCCUCAGUCUCCUGAGUAGCUGGGAUUACAGGCGUGUGCCACCACGCCUGGCUAAUUUUGUAUUUUGAGUAGAUACGGGGUUUCUCAGUGUUGGUCAGGCUAGUCUAGAACUCCUAACCUCAGGUAAUCUGCCCGCCUCAGCCUCCCAAAGUGCUGGGGUUACAGGCGCCAGCCACCGUGCCCAGCCAAAUUACCACUGUUUUGAAUACUAUAUAAAUCUGUCGUGGUACAGAGAGUGUCAUUAUAGAGUUCAGCAAGCAGGUGAGAUUGUGUUUCUUCUUUACCCACCCCACCAACCAUUAGAAUUGUCACCCUCACACAGUGAUGGAGCCCACUGGUGAGGUCCUGAAUCCCAUGCACAGACACAGUCCACAGUUAAAAUUGUGGCUGUUAUAUGUGAACAUUCUGCAGGAGUUUGAAUAAUGACUCAUUUCUAAAUCUAGUUCAUAGGUGAGAAUUUUUCAAUCUGAACCAAUGAGAAGUCUAUCUUCCUGAGGACAUGUUGACUCUCAUACCUGGGCUGAGGGCCAGAGCAAACGUAGCUCAGAAGAGAGACGGAGGCUCUUAUGCACAGGUUCAGUUCAUUGGUGAAAUUGUCACUAGCGUACUUAGACCCAACAUAGAGAACGUGGUGACUCUCAUACCUAGAACUGGGACCUGUACGGGAUUAAUUCAUCACUGGACCUUCCUGCAGGUGUGGUUGUGACAUUGGCCAGCACCUGAGUGAUUUCAGUUUCCUGUCUGGUCCCAGCCCAAAGGUAAAAUUGUAAUAUAUCACUGAUCCCAGCACCUAGGUGAUAUGACUCUCCUCUUUUUAUGGGACCCCACAAAUUUUGGGUAUUGUAAAAUAUUACUGAAUCCUGCACCCAUGUUAUGUGACUCUCCCACCUGUGCCCUACAUGUUGUGCCAUAUUAUGGCACAAUAUGUCACAUUAGAAAUUGUUACAUAUGGCCGGGGAUGGUGGCUUAUGCCUGUAAUCCCAGCACUCUGGGAGGCUGAGAUGAGCGGAUCACUUGAGGUCAGGAGUUCAAGACCAGCCUGGCCAACAUGGUGAAACCCCAUCUCUACUAAAACAGUACAAAAAUUAGCCGCCUGUGGUGGCGCAUGCCUGUAAUCCCAGCUACUUGGGAGGCUGAGGCAAGAGAAUCACUUGAAUCCGGGAGGCGAUGGUUGCAGUGAGCCAACAUCACACCACUGCACUCCAGCCUGGGCAACAGAGCAAGACUCUGUCUCAAAACAACAACAACAACAACAAAUUGUUACAUAUAAGGCGGGGCACAGUGGCCUCAGGCCUGUAAUGCCAUCAGUUUGGAAGGCUGAGGCGGGUACAUCACCUGAGGUCAGGAGUUCAAGACCAGUCUGAUCAAUAUGGUGAAACGUCUCUACUAAAAAUACAAAAAUUAGUCGGGCAUGGGGGUGUGCGCCUAUAGUCCCAGUGACUCGGGAGGCUGAGACAGGAGAAUUGCGGGACAUGGAGGUUGCAGAGCCAAGAUGCGCCACUGCACUCCAGCCUGGGAGACAGAGCAAGACUCUGUCUCAAAAAGUAAAAAUAAAAAUAAAGAAAUGGUUACAUAUUGUUGGGUCCAACACCCAGGGGAUGUAACACCUUUUCUCUGGACCCUGCCUACAUGGAGCUUUGUGACGUAACUCAAUGAUGCCCAUCACCAUGGUGAUGUUACUUUUUUUUUUUUUUUUUUUCGGAGACAGAGUCUCGCUCUGUUGCACAGGCUGGAGUGCAAUGGUGUGAUCUUGGCUCACUGCAACCUCUGCCUCCCAGGUUCAAGCGAUUCUUCUGCGUUAGCCUCCUGAGUAGUUGGGACUACAGGCAUGUGCCACCACACCCAGCUAAUUUUUGUAUUUUUAGUAGAGAUGGGGUUUCAGCAUGUUGGCCAGGCUGGUCUCGAACUCCUGGCCUCAAGUGAUCCACCCUCCUCAGCCUCCCAAAGUGUUGGGAUUAUAGGUGUGAGCCACCGCGCCCUACCAGUAAUGUUACUUUCUUCUCCUGCCUGGUCUCUGCUUACAGAGACCUAGCAUCAAGGUGAUGUGACUCUUAUUUUUCUUAGGCCCUUCAUAUUUGUGUAUUGUGACAUAUUGCUCAGCUGAACACCUAAAGGUUGGGAGUCUCCUACCUGGGCCCUUCCUAUAGGGAGCACUGUGACAUGUCCCUGCCUUCAUCAUCUAGGAGAUGUGACUCUCCUCUUCUGCCUGCACCCUGCCUACAGGGACAAUUGAGGCACAUUGCUGUGGCCAGCAACCAGAUGCUGUGUCUUUUCUGCAUGGGGUCUUUAUUACAGAAAUGAUGGUUGACAUGGCUGAGCCCAGCAUCCAGGUGAUGUGACAGUCUUCUUCUGUCUGGUCCCUGCAUACAGGAACAUUGUAGCAUAUUGCUACGCCCAGCACCUAGCUGAUGGGAUUUUUCCCUGGUUUUAGGUUUUGCCUGCAGCAGACAUUGUGAAAUAUUGCUAGGCCCUGCACUGACAUGUGAGUCUUCUGCCUAGGAUUUGGCCACUUGGGCCAUUGUGACAUAUUGCUGGGUCCAACAGCCAGGUGAUACAACUUUUAUGCCUGGACCCUGCCUAUGGGUGGCAUUUUGAAAUGUCUGUGCACCAGUCACACAGGUGAUUUGACUCUCUUGUCUUACCUGGCUUCUGCUCACAGGAAGUUUUGUGACAUUUUGCAGCACAUAGCUGAUUUGAUUUUUUUUUCCUUAGUUUUUCCUCCAGGGAAGAUUGUGAAAUAUUGGUGAACCCAGCACCAAAGUGGUGUUACUCUAUUUUUUUCUUAGCCCUGCUCACAUAAGACAUUGUGACAUGUUGCUGGGUUUUAUACCCAAGUCAUGUGAGUUUCCUGCCUGGACCAUGCUUACAGAAAACAUUUUAACACAUAUCUAAGCUCAUCAACUAUUUUAUAUGACUCUCCUCUUUUAUCUGGGCUUUGUCCAUAGAUCAGAUUGUAAUAUAUCUUUGAGCCUGGGUUGUGCUAACAGAAAAGAGAGUGACUUAUUGUUUGGCCCAGCACACAGGUGAUGUGAUUCUUAUGCUUGGUCCCUGUUUCAAGUGGUCAUUGUAACAUAACUCUGGGCCAAUCACCUAAAUAAUAGGUCUCUCCUUUUUAUUUCUGAAUCUGUCCACAGUAGGAAAUGUGAGAUAUCGCUUGGCCCAGCACUCAUGUGAUGUGACUCCUCUCACGCCUAGGCCCUGCCCACUGUAGUGAUUGUGCUACCAGCUCCUAUAUUAUCUGACUCUUGUCUUCUUCCCGAGCCCUGCAAACAGGUAGCACUAGGAAAUAUCCCUGGGCCUUUCACCUAGGUGAUGUGACUUUUCUGCCUGGACUCUCCUUAUCCAGGUAUUAUAACAUGUUGCUGGAUGCAGCAUUUAGGUAAUGUGACUUCUUCUCUACUGCUUGGACUCUGAACAAAAAAAAAGAUUUAGAUGUAUCACUGGGCCCAGCACCUACAUGAUGGGACUCUUCUCUUGUCCGGGCCCUGUAUACAUUUUUUUUUUUUUUUUUUUGAGAUGGAGUUUCACUCGUUGCCCAGGCUGGAGUUCAUUGGCACAAUCUCGGCUCAUCUCAACCUCUGCCUCCCAGGUUCAAGCAACUCUCCUGCCUCAGCCUCCCGAGUAGCUGGGAUUACAGGAUGCACCACCACACCCGGCUAAUUUUGUAUUUUUAGUACAGACAGGGUUUCUCCAUGUUGGGCAGGCUGGUCACAAGCUCCCGAUCUUAGGUGAUCUGCGCGCCUCAGCCUCCCAAAGUGCUGAGAUUACAGGCGUGAGCCACCGCGCCUGGCCCCUGCAUACAUAUUGUGACAUGUAGCUGGGUCUAUCACCAAGGAGUCUCCUACAUAAGCCCUGGCUAUGAGAGUAUUAUGACAUAUCUUUUCAUUCAUCACCUAGGUGAUAUGACUCUUCUUCAGCCUGCACCCUGCCAAAAGAGGAUUGUGAUGUAUCAUUGGACCCAGCACCUAGAUGAUGUAACUCUCAUCUUUUCCCUGGACCUUGCAUAUUUUGGGUGUGAUUGUGACACAUACCUCUGCUCAGAAUGUGAGCGAUUUGACUCUCCUGCCUGGGCCCAGUACACAGAUGGGAUUGUGACAUAUCGCUGGACCCAGUAUGUAGAUCGUGUGACCCUAUACUCUUGCCUUGGUGCUGUCACAGAGGGCAUUGUGACAUAUCACUGGUCCCUGCACCCAGGGACCAUUGACAUUUAUGGAUGUGGCCAUAGAAUUCUGUCUGGAGGAGUGGCAAUGCCUGGACACUGCACAGCAAAAUUUAUAUAGGAAUGUGAUGUUAGAGAACUACAGAAACCUGGUCUUCCUGGGUAUUGCUGUCUCUAAGCCAGACCUGAUCACCUGUCUGGAGCAAGAAAAAGAGACUUGGGAGCCUAUGAGGAGACAUGAAAUGGUAGCCAAACCCCCAGUUAUGUGUUCUCAUUUUACCCAAGACUUUUGGCCAGAGCAGCACAUAAAAGAUCCUUUCCAAAAAGUGACACUGAGAAGAUAUAAAAACUGUGAACAUAAAAAUGUACAUUUAAAAAAAGACUGUAAAAGUGUGGAUGAGUGUAAGGUGCACAGAGGAGGUUAUAAUGGAUUUAACCAAUGUUUGCCAGCUACCCAGAGCAAAAUAUUUCUAUUUGAUAAAUGUGUGAAAGCCUUUCAUAAAUUUUCAAAUUCAAACAGACAUAAGAUAAGCCAUACUGAAAAAAAACUUUUCAAAUGCAAACAAUGUGGCAAAUCAUUUUGCAUGCUUCCGCAUCUAGCUCAACAUAAAAUAAUUCAUACCAGAGUGAAUUUCUGCAAAUGUGAAAAAUAUGGAAAAGCUUUUAACUGCCCUUCAAUCAUCAAUAAACAUAAGAGAAUUAAUACUGGAGAGAAACCCUACACAUGUGAAGAAUGUGGCAAAGUCUUUAACUGGUCCUCAUGCCUUACUACACAUAAACAAAUUUAUACUGGAUACAAACUCUACAAACGUGAGGAAUGUGGCAAAGCUUUUAACAAGUCCUCAGUCCUUACUAUGCAUAAGAUAAUUCACACUGGAGAGAAAUUCUACAAAUCUAAAGAAUGUGCAAAAGCUUUUAACCAAUCCUCAAACCUUACUGAACAUAAGAAAAUUCAUCCUGGAGAGAAACCUUACAAAUGUGAAGAAUGUGGCAAAGCCUUUAACUGGCCCUCAACUCUUACUAAACAUAAGAGAAUUCAUACUGGAGAGAAACCCUACACAUGUGAAGAAUGUGGCAAAGCCUUUAACCAGUUCUCAAACCUUACUACACAUAAGAGAAUCCAUACUGCAGAGAAAUUCUAUAAAUGUACAGAAUGUGGUGAAGCUUUUAGCCGGUCCUCAAACCUUACUAAACAUAAGAAAAUUCAUACUGAGAAGAAACCCUACAAAUGUGAAGAAUGUGGCAAAGCUUUUAGGUGGUCCUCAAAGCUUACUGAACAUAAGUUAACUCAUACUGGAGAGAAACCCUACAAAUGUGAAGAAUGUGGCAAAGCCUUUAACUGGCCCUCAACCCUUACUAAACAUAAGAGAAUUCAUACUGGAGAGAAACCCUACAAAUGUGAAGUAUGUGGCAAAGCCUUUAACCAGUUCUCAAACCUUACUACACAUAAGAGAAUUCAUACUGCAGAGAAACCCUACAAAUGUGAAGAAUGUGGCAAAGCUUUUAGCCGGUCCUCAAACCUUACUAAACAUAAGAAAAUUCACAUUGAAAAGAAACCCUACAAAUGUGAAGAAUGUGGCAAAGCUUUUAAGUGGUCGUCAAAGCUUACUGAACAUAAGAUAACUCAUACUGGAGAGAAACCCUACAAAUGUGAAGAAUGUGGCAAAGCUUUUAACCAUUUCUCAAUCCUUACCAAACAUAAGAGGAUUCAUACUGGAGAGAAACCCUACAAGUGUGAAGAAUGUGGCAGAGCUUUUACCCAAUCCUCAAACCUUACUACACAUAAGAAAAUUCAUACUGGAGAGAAAUUCUACAAAUGUGAAGAAUGUGGCAAAGCUUUUACCCAAUCUUCAAACCUUACUACACAUAAAAAAAUUCAUACUGGAGGAAAACCCUACAAAUGUGAAGAAUGUGGCAAAGCUUUUAACCAGUUCUCAACUCUUACUAAACAUAAGAUAAUUCACACUGAGGAGAAACCCUACAAAUGUGAAAAAUGUGGCAAAGCCUUUAAGUGGUCCUCAACCCUUACUAAACAUAAGAUAAUUCAUACUGGAGAGAAACCCUACAAAUGUGAAGAAUGUGGCAAAGCUUUUAAACUGUCCUCAACCCUUUCUACACAUAAGAUUAUUCAUACUGGAGAGAAACCCUACAAAUGUGAAAAAUGUGGCAAAGCUUUUAACCGAUCCUCAAACCUUAUUGAACAUAAGAAAAUUCAUACUGGAGAGCAACCCUACAAAUGUGAAGAAUGUGGCAAAGCAUUUAACUAUUCCUCACACCUUAAUACACAUAAGAGAAUUCAUACUAAAGAGCAACCCUACAAAUGUAAAGAAUGUGGCAAAGCUUUCAACCAAUAUUCAAACCUUACUACACAUAACAAAAUUCAUACUGGAGAGAAACUACAAACCUGAAGAUGUGACAGUGAUUUUGACAACACCUCAAACUUUUUCAAACAUAAAAUAAACUAUACUGGUGAGAAAUUCUAGAAAUGUAAAGAAUGUGACAAAGGCUUUACAUGGUUGUCACACUUGAUUGUAGGUAAGAUAAUUUAUAUUGGAGUAAACUUCUACAAGUAUGAAGAAUGUGGCAAAACUUUUAAUUAAUGCUCAUACCUUAUUGCACAGGAAAGAAUUUUUACUUAGAAAAAGGUGUAUACACAAAGAAUGUGGAAAAGCCAUUAAUAUGUGCUCAUCUCUUACUCAACGUCAGAGAGUCUGUACUUAAUAAAACCAUUAUAGAUGCAACUAGUGUCAAAAGAUCUUUCAGAAAAUAGAAGCCUUUAAAGUGAAGAAGAUAAUUCAUUCUGAAUACAAACAUUACAAAUAUUAAGAGGGUUGUAGUACCAUUACUUGCAUCACAGAUCUUAUUGUACACAUUUUGUACUAAAGAAAACCCUGGAGCAGUUGCUCAAAUACUGUUCAACAUCAGAAAAUUUAUAUUGGAAAAAACCCCUGGAACAUGUAAUAAAUUUGUAAAAACAGUUUUGAAAAACUACAGCUUAUAAAACAUGAGGGUCUAUAAUACUUGGUUGAUAGUACAAAGUUUGUUCAACAUCAGGGAAUUUAUAUUGGAGAAAAACCCUACAAAUGUAAUCCGUUUGGAAAAACAUUUUUUAAAAAACCACAGCAUAGAAAACACCAGAGUGUUCAUACUAAAAUAUGUUUUUGCAGAUGCAGUAAAAAUGAAAAAAAUUUAAUCUGAAAUUAAGUUUAUGUAAAUAUCUGAGAAUUCACAGUAGAAAUAUCUAAGGCACGGACACUUCAGACAUUACACUAAAUCAGUGCUAAGUACAGAAAACAACACAAAAUAAAACUUGGUGGAUAAAUUAUUUGUAUAUAACAUUAAAAGAAGUAGAAGAUUUUCAGAGUUAUAAUUACAAUUAAAGUAUAUUUUUAUCUUGGAAAAAUUACUGAUUUUUAAAUUAGUGAAUAAUGAUGUAAUUAAACUCUCAAAUAACUUUAUGCUCUUUUUUCAUUCCUGCUAUAUUCAUAUGUGAAAGCAUGUGACCAAUUGUUGCUGCACCAAAGAUAUGAGAGAUUCUUUUAUUAGGUGGGCAUUAUUUAAAACAUUUUUUAUGGAACAGUAAGGAUAUUAAAGUGUAAGAUGCAGCCAGGCAUGGUGGCUCAUGCCUAUAAUCCCAGCACUUUGGGAGGCUGAGGCCGGUGAAUCACCUGAGGUCAGGAGUUUGAGACCACCUGACCAACAUGGUGAAACCCUGUCUUUACUAAAAAUACAAAAAUUUACCAGGCGCCUAUAAUCUCAGCUACUUCAAAGGCUGAAGCAGGAGAAUCACUUGAACCUGGAAAGUGGAGGUCUCAGUGAGCCGAAAUCAUACCAUUGCACUCCAACCUGGGCAACAGAAGUCAAACUCCAUCUCAAAAAAUAAAUAAAUAAAUAAGAUGCAUGAUGAAAAUGUAACUGGAGAGGCUGUUUGUGGUUAACUUAUAAAGGAGUGAUGCAGGAGAUAGGUUUUCAGAGUAAUAUUCUUCUGCAUUAUAGUGACAAAACAAGUUUUUUAUUUUAGUUAAAAUUGGUUAAAUUAGUAGUAAGUCAUUUUAAUUAUUGUAAUUUUAUGUAAUUAAAUGAAGUACAUUUUUAAAUUUUUAGGUUACAUGUAAAUAUAACUUUAAAAAAAUGUGUUAAGACCAUUGUACAUUCAAUGAAGCAUUAUUAUGCUUCUAACUUUAACCUAUUUCACCUUACUCAAGGGUGUAUGUAAAAGAUGGUAACAAUAUACUAUUUGGUAACAUAAUGGACUAACAUUUCUAGUAAUCUAUUUCAC
This is a messenger RNA of Pongo pygmaeus (Bornean orangutan), 9397 nucleotides long. RefSeq names its product zinc finger protein 43 (gene ZNF43). Gene Ontology annotation, molecular function: DNA-binding transcription factor activity, RNA polymerase II-specific; RNA polymerase II cis-regulatory region sequence-specific DNA binding. The transcript is spliced from 5 exons. Gene Ontology annotation, biological process: regulation of DNA-templated transcription. The coding region runs from base 5169 to 7526 and encodes 785 amino acids. Lineage: Eukaryota; Metazoa; Chordata; Mammalia; Primates; Hominidae. The record is from RefSeq and is a predicted model, not a curated record.